Messenger RNA from Musa acuminata AAA Group (dessert banana), 1364 nucleotides. Its product is annotated as OVARIAN TUMOR DOMAIN-containing deubiquitinating enzyme 7-like. Gene Ontology annotation, molecular function: cysteine-type deubiquitinase activity. The record is from RefSeq and is a predicted model, not a curated record. Lineage: Eukaryota; Viridiplantae; Streptophyta; Magnoliopsida; Zingiberales; Musaceae. The coding region runs from base 255 to 1346 and encodes 363 amino acids. Gene Ontology annotation, biological process: protein deubiquitination. The transcript is spliced from 12 exons.
CUCCCUCUCCGCCCGAAACUCUCGCGAUUAAUUCGAUUCUCGAAAUGCCAUGGUUGUUCGGAUCUUGUCUAUUGCGGCUCCGAGUGACGCUGCCGAAACUAUUAAAUUUCUUCGAAGUCGUGGCUGCGAUCAAUUUUUUGUCCUUUCACUCGGGUGCUAAAGAAGAUAGGGGUGACGUCGGGUGCUAAAGCACUACUUGAAACGGAUUGAUUCGUAGAGCACAAAAUUAGGGCCAGACGGUAAAGAAGCAAGGGAUGCAAGCCGAUAUAUCAGAACUUUGUGCUCAACUUGAUGCAUUGGGCUUAAAAAUUAUUCAAGUUACAGCAGAUGGCAACUGUUUCUUUAGGGCCCUAGCUGAUCAGCUUGAGGGUAACGAAAAUGAUCACCAAAAGUAUCGUGAAAUGGUGGUGAAUUAUAUCUUUAAAAAUCGCGAGGACUUUGAACCCUUCAUUGAGGAUGAUGUUCCAUUUGAUAAGUACUGCCAGUCCAUGGAAAAGGAUGGCUCAUGGGCAGGCCAUAUGGAACUUCAAGCUGCUUCUCUUGUUACAAAAAGAAAUAUUUGCAUUCACAGACUUAAAUCUCCGCGCUGGUACAUAUGUAAUUUCAGUGGUGAUCAUCAAGCAAAUAUGAUUCAUCUGUGUUAUCAUGAUGGUGAACACUACUGCAGUGUUCGUUCAAAGGAAGAUUCUUGUGAAGGACCUGCUAAGCCAAUAAUGAUUAAGGCAGAUGCUCAUAUUUCUGCAAAGGAGCAUAACAACAAAAUAGCAAUUGACAAAUCAUCAAAAGGGUCCUCAAGCAGAAGUACCUUUAAUAGUGGAUCAGUUAAAUUGGUCAUGGCUGGAACUGGAAUUGAGGACAUCGAUAAAGUUGAACAGGUUUUACGAGAAGUAGAUGGUGAUGUUGAUGCAGCAAUUGAGUUUUUGAUAGCUGAGAAGGAGUUGGACCUCGAUCAUGAUGCAUGUUCUAGUGCUGACAAUUCCAAGGGAGAAGAUCUGCUUCAAGGAGAAUGUCAAAUUCAGGACCCUGGACAAGCAGUGGUAGCAUCAUUGGACAUGAAAUUGGAGCAAGACAUAUGUGAUACAAAGAUCCAAGCUGUUCAGGCUGAUAGCAUAUAUAAUCAAAAUAAGAAAAACCUAGAAAAUAAAAUGUGUUCAUGUGGAUCGAAAAAGAAGUGCAAGGCCUGUGGUACAAGCACUGGAAAAGUUUCAUCAUUCAUAGUUAACAGCAAACAUGCUGCCAACAAAGGCAGGAGGGAACCAAAGCAGAAUAAGAGAAAAGAAGCCAUAAACGAAGUCGGGAACUGUGGAUCUGGAUCUCUGUCAGACAUGGGAGCACUUUGCAUUUGAGUGGUUAAUUUGGGAAAA